GAAGGUAAAGCUGAGAGUAUUUGCUAACUAGCAAAACCCUCGUCUUGUCCUCUCCCUGUCUCUCUCUUGGAGCUCCGAACUGAAAACCAAUGGCGGCUUUCGAACUCCUUCUCUCUCAAGCUCGCCGUCAUUGCUUCGCCAGAACUCCCUCUCAUUUUUCUCUCCUCCUCCGCACUACUAAUUACUCUCUGACCAAGUCAUUUCUAGGGUUUCACAGAUCACUCAGUUCUUCAUCACCACCACCACCACCACCAGAUUCAUCUUCCGAACCAAACUCAGAGACUCGACCUCACGAACUAACAAGGACACCUCCGCCUGUACAAGCAGUUUCGUACCCUGUAAAACCCAAAGACCCAUCUCCGCCUCAAGAAGAGCCUCCUCAAUCCACAGCCCCUCAUCGAACGCCACAACCCGCUGAUACAAUCUCCGAAAGACCCUUGAACGCCCAGGCACCGACUUGGACUCGAGAAGAUAUUCGGUACGUAAAAGAUGUGCCAUCGAUAACGCCGGUGUCGUAUCCAUCUCGUGUGGCGCCACUGCCUGAAGAUAGAGCUGACGUGUCGGCAGAAAAUGAGCAGAGAGAGGAUAGACAGGAGGGGAAUGAGCAAUUCGAGAGAGAGAGGAAGAGGAUUGAGGCUGAUCAUCGGAGGAUUAGGCCGGGGCAUAUUGUUGAAGAGGAGAAGGUUCCAUUUCCGACUCUCAUUAAGGUUGAACAGAGGAAGGGGGAAAAGGUUAUCUACGAUCUUAAGGAGGCAAUUCGGCUCGUCAAGGCUAAUGCCAAGCGGAAUUUCAAUGAAACUGUUGAAGCUCAUGUAAAUUUGGCUCCUGAACUACGUCGAACUGACCUGAAGCUUAGUGGUUCUGUGAAACUGCCUCAUAAUCUUGGAAAGUCUGUUAGGGUGGUUGUCUUUGCUGAAGGAACAGCUGCAGACGAAGCAAGAGCUGCAGGAGCUGAUAUAGUUGGCGGUCCAGAGCUUAUCGAGGAAAUCAAGAAUGGCAAUGUUAAGGUCAAUUUUGACAAAUGUAUUGCCACUCCAAAAAUAAUGCCUGUUGUUGGAAAAGAGAUAUCAAAAAUUCUUCGCCGUUUGACACCAAAUCCUAGAAGUGGUACUGUGACGACUGAUGUUGCGAGAGUGGUGAGAGAGGCAAAGGAAAACAUUGAUUUAAAGAAAGACCCAUCUGCAAUUGUGCAUGUAGGGCUUGGGAAGGUGAGUUUUUCAGAGGAGGCUUUACGUGAAAAUGUCGGUGCAUUUGUGAAUGCUCUUUUGCUUGCAAAACCUGUAGGCUUAAAGAAGAGUUCCAAGUAUGCUGGGUACGUAAACUCCUUCCAUUUAUGCAGCACGAUGGGCCCAGCUUUUCCUGUCUCAAUACAAUCAUUGUCCAUAGCUGCAGAUCAGUACAACAAACUGCAACUGAGGUGACAUUGUCAGUGGUGGUUGCAGCUUAAAUCGGAUUGCAGCUUGAUUUUUUAAUUGAAGUUCAUUUUCUCCAUUUUUGAAGCGAGGCCUCUCUUACUCUUCUAUCUCUUUCAACUUUUAUUCUCUUUUUGCUUUUCUUUUUUCCUUUCAGCUUUAUUUCAUAUGUAAUAAUUCAUUAUCAUGUACUGUUAUGAUUGGAGGAGUUGGGCUAUGAUUGAUGGGAUGGAUACAUGGAUAUCAAGUUCCCUAUGUUUUCUGUUAUAACGCUGUUAUCCUUGGUAAGGCAUUUGACAAUGAGAUUGGCACGUCCCUUGCUUAUUGCGCUUUGUUUGCUUAA
Molecule: messenger RNA, 1755 nt
Organism: Cornus florida
Lineage: Eukaryota; Viridiplantae; Streptophyta; Magnoliopsida; Cornales; Cornaceae
Exons: 10
Coding region: 90-1421 (443 amino acids)
Source: RefSeq, a predicted model, not a curated record